UUUCUCAGACAGAGUGUGAGCGUCUCACCAGCCGGAAUGACUGAAGGAGUUAGGACUGCAUAGGCUGCAGUGUAGGGAGAGAGAGUGUGUGUGUGUGAUUGUGUGAGUGCAUGUGGGUGUGCAUGUGUCUGGGCGGACUCCUGCUGUAAUGGUGCCCCAUGUGUGACUGUGCUGACCGCGACAGCCAUCCUGUCCACAGCGGAGACUUUCUCAGCAUGCAGAUGGUGUGAGCAGUCAGGGGAAAAGUUUGUAACAGCUUGUGUGAGCCUCAGCUAACUCAAUCCACUCUGUACAAACUGAGUUAGUUCUGGAGGGAAGCAGCAGCAGCUGAGGUGGACUCCAGCUUCAGCUCGUCUUAGCCCAGGAUUUCUGUUGUUGAUUGAUUACCUGUCACUCUGUUGGAUAGUUGUGCAUCACCACACGUCAGAGCUGAGGGAUCAACAAGGCUGUUUAUUUGGAAGACUAGAGUUGCUGUAAUGGAGGACCAGUGUGUGUCCCACAGCAGUCCCCAGCGCAGUGGAGGUCAGGCCAGCACAGAGAUCCAGAAACAGGGACGGCCAAGUGUCAUCAGGUGUGGGUGGCUCAGGAAGCAAGGAGGUUUUGUGAAGACUUGGCACAGUCGCUGGUUUGUUCUCCGGGGGGACCAACUCUACUAUUACAAAGACGAGGAGGAGACCAAAGUCCUGGGAACCAUUUUCUUACCUGGAAACAAAGUUUCUGAGCAUCCAACCAGCGGCGACGAUGCAGGGAAAUUUCUUUUCGAGGUCAUUCCAGGGGGAGACAGAGAGCGGAUGACAGCCAACCAUGAGACCUACCUUCUUAUGGCCAGCACCCAGAAUGACAUGGAGGAUUGGGUGAAGACGAUCCGCAGGGUCAUCUGGGCACCUUUUGGUGGAGGGAUCUUUGGUCAGAAGUUGGAGGAAACCGUGCGGUAUGAACGCCGCUUUGGGAACAAGCUUGCCCCUAUGCUGGUGGAGCAGUGUGUGGAUUUCAUUCGGCAGUGGGGCCUUCGGGAGGAGGGUCUAUUCAGGCUGCCAGGACAAGCCAACCUGGUCAAGGAGCUGCAGGAUGCCUUCGACUGUGGAGAAAAACCUUCUUUCGAUUGUAACACAGAUGUGCAUACAGUAGCCUCUCUACUGAAGCUGUACCUCAGAGAGCUGCCGGAGCCCGUCAUCCCCUUCCACAAGUAUGAUGAGUUUCUGGCCUGUGCCAAGCUUCUCAGCAAAGAUGAUGAAAUGGGUUUGAAGGAGUUGAGAAGGCUUGUUGAAUGUCUACCUCCAGUGAACUACAACCUACUCAAGUACAUCUGCAGAUUUCUAGAUGAAGUCCAGUCAUAUUCAGGAGUGAAUAAAAUGAGCGUCCAAAACUUGGCCACAGUCUUUGGGCCAAAUAUCUUAAGGCCGAAGGUUGAGGAUCCAGUAGCUAUUAUGGAAGGUACUGUUCUGGUCCAGCAGCUCAUGGCUGUUUUAAUUGGCCGCCAUGAUGUGCUAUUCCCUCGCGAUGAGGACAGCCCCACAGCUCUCGAGCUUGUCAACAACAACAUCGAACUACAGCGGCGACAAGCCACCACAACUACCUCCGCCAUCACUACAGUGUCUCAGAAUGCAGAGAACAACAACACGCAGGUGGUGCGGCAGUGUGUUUGGGAAGCACCUGAAUCUCCUUCGCACCGCCAGCAUGUUGACAACAGUGGCUCCCCACGAUCAGCUAGCCCUCGUAAUGGUGUCAUAGGACGCUUUGACAUCACCCGCAGUCCACCACUGACUGUCAAAAAGAACCCAGCUUUCAGCAAAGGCAGUGGGAUCGUUACAAACGGCUCCUUCAGCUCCUCGCCCUCCUCAGACCCCAAUCAAGAAAAGAGCCAGACUUUGACUGGAGGUGGAAGUUUGCCAGUGCGGCGCAGUGGGACGCUCAAAGGGUCCGGCACAAAAAUGGGCACCAGUGGUGUUACCAGUGGAAGCAGCACCGGAGGGAAUGGGACUGGAGCUGUGCGCAUGGGCAUUUCUGGCUCUGAUGUGGUCACAGGGAGUCUGAACGGCCGCAAUGGUCUUUGGGUACCAAAUGGCUGUGUCACGUUACGCGAGAACAACAAAACACGUGACUGCUCCAAUGGGGAUCAAAUAACCAAUCAAAACCGCCUGUCCACGUAUGACAAUGUCCAGUUAAACCAUCAGAACCUGCACCAGCAGAACCAGAUCACCAACACGUGUCUGAACAGCAGCUGUGAGGACAAGCAGAGUGUAGACAGCGCCACGUGGUCCACCUCCUCCUGUGAAAUCUCUCUUCCUGACAACUCCACUUCCUGUCGCUCCUCCACCACCACCUGCCCUGAACAGGACUUCUAUGGAGGUCACUAUGAAGACCUGGAUGGACAAGCACAGGAUAAUGAGCCAGCCCAGUCCGGUGGAGGAGGAGAGAGGGAGGGCAGAAACAGCAACAGAGAAGGAAGUGGAGAUGGAGCAGGGAGGAGCAGUCGUGGCACCAGCAGUAGUGAUAAUAGUGAUUGUUUCACUGGUGGUAAUGGAACCGGCAGUCACAGUGCUCUGCACAGCUUAGUGGCCAGUCUUAAACAGGAGAUGCACAAGCAGAAGACCGAGUACGAGGCCAGGAUAAAGAGCUUGGAGCAGCGUAACCUGGAGCUGGAGACCGAAAUGGUAAGCCUCCAUGAAGAGCUGGACCAGGAGAGGAAGAAGUACACAAUGGCGGAGAUCAAGCUGCGCAACGCCGAGCGCGCCAAGGACGACGCUGAGCGGCGAAAUCAGACGCUGCAGAAAGAGAUGGAACAGUUUUUCUCCACGUUUAGUGACCUCACUGCAACUGGCACCACCACAGCCGCCGACCCCCGCCGACCAGAUCAUAACAGCACCAUCUGGAUACAGUGAAGGAAGGGGGGGAUUGGGGCUGUAAUGUCAGUGCAGACUGGAAACGGUUUAUUAUGUGAUGUGAACAUUACGAGGGCUCCAAACAGGAUUUGGCUGCUGGUUGUAGAGGGACAGUUGGGAAGUUACAUUGCAAAGGAUGCAAGCAUGUUUUAAUUUAAGAAAUAGGAGGUGUAGGGCUAAUUAAAGCCACCUGUAUAAAAGUACAUAUCACCUGGAGUGAUGCCCGACUGACAUUAUCUGUAAAUACAGCAUUAUUUAAACACUCUCCAACCUACUCAAAAACUGGUGGUAAUCAUCUGAGUGGAGCAAAGGCACAGUACACCAUAGUCUACGAUGAUACACAGUUGUACUAUUAUUUUACUUUGGCUCCUAGAGCCAUAAUUGGACGGAAAGAAAAACAUUAAUGGUUAUAUUCAGUAACAAAAAUUAGAAAAUAAAUACCAGCCGUGGACAUGAAAACACAAAGACAAUGCAAAAACUCCUCCCUAUCUUAAUUCACUUUUAAAAUCUAACCAAAAACAUGUUAUUGUUCCAUGUAUCUCUGUAUCUGCUCAUGUACAUAGUGGGAAACAAUGCAGAAAAACACAGUGUCGUAUGUAUGUAAAAAGAAAAGUAAUACGUAAAUGUUUAUCUGAUAUUUAAGCAAAGUUAUCAACUUGUGAUAUUUUAUAUUAAGAUUUUUUCCUUGCACUUACAUGUUUGUUUAGUCUCUGCAAGGUGGUACUGAAUGUUCUGUCGGUCAAUGUGUGUACCAUUUAAAUUGGACAAUAUACUGUAUAUGUGCCUGUGCUUCUGUGCUGUUUCAUUUACCCCAUGACCAAAAAAAGAGCCUGUACUGUAAAUAUUUUAUAGCUAAUCGUAGACACUACUUGUUAGUCUGCACUGUGGUUUGACGCAUAUUCAGAUGGAUAUGGCACGUAUUGAGUGGAUACUAAUUGAGAAUGUUUUAUAGCUUGUAAAAAUGAAUUUUAAGCCUUGCACGAUGGGUCAUUGGCAUAAGUCCCAGAAAAAAUAAAAACGUCUGUCAUGAAUUCAGAAUUUCAGGUGGCAAAUUGUACUCUUCCCCCAUUAACAGAUGUGCUGUCACUCUAUGAACGCUCUUGGGAAUUACAGUUUACAGGCUGCCUCGAGCAUUUGAGAUUCCAGUUUUAAAAAUACUCUCAUGACGUCUUCUGACAAUUCAUCCACCUGACGAAACUGGUUUUCAUCCUAACCUAGCACAGAAUAAUAAGCUGCAGCAAGAAAGUACCGACACAGAGUCGUGUUUGUGGGUCAUAACUGUGAAAAAAGGGGAUUAGAGCAUCAAGUGUGUCACUAUUGAGGACAUUAACAGCCCGGUUGCUAGAUUCAGUAGCAAGUGAUGUGUGCAUGAUGGCGCAUGAGUCCAUAAUGACCAGUGUACUAUAAGUGAAUGUCUGUAAAGUGACUGCAUAUUGAUGAAGUCUAUAUGAGUGUAUUUAUGUAGCUUUGAACCAAAUGUCUACACCCAAUGUGGAUUUGCUAAUGGGUACAAAACAGGACACAUCUGAGACAUCUGAACAGACCUCAGCUGGACUUCUGUCAAAAGAAGUAUACGUGUGCACAGGCCUGCUGCUGGCUACUCUUCCUCUGAAGACCAGGUCCCAUUUAAACCUGCUGCUGGUCAAUGCAGGACAUCUGGAAUGUGCACAUGGAGUUUAAAAAAAGUGCCUGAACAACUGAAGGAAGGAGGGGGAGCCCGUGCUUCUCAUUUUGCACCCUUCACCGGGAAGUAACAGGCUUAAGCCGAGCUGACAGUGGCACCUCGUUCUGUGAAUUCCACACAAAAGAGCAGAUUAUGGACACAGAUGGAGAGGAGGACUGGGAUAGUGGAAUAUUUUCAUGACAUGAUACUUGAUACACAAAAUAACUUCAAAAAAAUGAUAUGAAUAAAAAUGCAUUUUCAUGUGA
This is a messenger RNA of Dicentrarchus labrax (European seabass), 4811 nucleotides long. It is a transcript of the gene arhgap24, whose product is annotated as Rho GTPase activating protein 24. Lineage: Eukaryota; Metazoa; Chordata; Actinopteri; Moronidae. Gene Ontology annotation, molecular function: GTPase activator activity. The transcript has 10 exons. The coding region runs from base 477 to 2882 and encodes 801 amino acids. The record is from RefSeq and is a predicted model, not a curated record. Gene Ontology annotation, cellular component: focal adhesion. Gene Ontology annotation, biological process: negative regulation of ruffle assembly; negative regulation of Rac protein signal transduction; signal transduction.